Molecule: messenger RNA, 492 nt
Organism: Candida tropicalis MYA-3404
Lineage: Eukaryota; Fungi; Ascomycota; Pichiomycetes; Serinales; Debaryomycetaceae
Gene: VMA11
Product: H(+)-transporting V0 sector ATPase subunit c'
Exons: 1
Coding region: 1-492 (163 amino acids)
Biological process (GO): proton transmembrane transport
Cellular component (GO): proton-transporting V-type ATPase, V0 domain
Molecular function (GO): proton-transporting ATPase activity, rotational mechanism
Source: RefSeq, a predicted model, not a curated record
AUGUCAGAGGCAUUAGGUGAAGAAUAUUACCCAGCUUUUGCUCCCUUUUUAGGAUUUGCUGGUUGUGCAGCAGCAAUGAUGUUAUCUUGUGCUGGAGCAGCCAUUGGAACAGCAAAAUCAGGUAUUGGUAUUGCUGGUAUCGGUACUUUUAAACCAGAAUUGAUUAUGAAAUCAUUAAUCCCUGUUGUUAUGUCCGGUAUUUUAUCGGUUUAUGGUUUAGUUGUAUCUGUUUUAAUCGCUGGUGGAUUAUCACCAACUGAAAAUUAUUCCUUGUUUAACGGAUGUAUGCACUUGGCUUGUGGAUUGGCCGUUGGAUUCGCCUGUCUUGCAUCAGGUUAUGCAAUUGGGAUCGUUGGUGAUGAAGGUGUAAGACAAUUCAUGCACCAACCUCGAUUAUUCGUUGGAAUAGUCUUGAUUUUGAUUUUCGCAGAAGUUUUGGGGUUAUAUGGUAUGAUUAUUGCAUUGAUUUUAAACACCAAAGGAAGUGGUUAG